GUUUCCCUGAACGGGCGGACGUAUUUUUCUGCAUUUACUCGCGUGGUGUCCAGCCCGCUGUGUUGGCGCGAUGGAUCCCUCGAGGGUGAUGGAGCACCUGAUGGAGGUGGAGGUGGCGGCUGAAGACGUUCUCGCUGAUAAACAGCAGAUUGUAGACCUGGACACAAGAAGGAACAGAAAUCGAGAAGCCAUGAAUGCGCUUCGAAACAGUGCUUCUCAAAAUGAGACGGUCAAAGUCUGCUUCGGAACCAUGUUUAUUAAAUUUCCCAAGGAGAACGCCAAAUCCAUGAUUCAGAAAGAUCAAGAGCAGCUUGACCAAGAAAUAAAUGACAUCCGAAAACGGCUAAAGGCGAAAGUAAAUCAUCUCAAUGACUUGCAAGGGAAGCCUGAACUCAGAGGAUACAACCUGUCUCCACUCAGCAGUGAUGAGCUGAAAGCAAUCAAUGGUAUCCUCAAGAGAUGAUGCAGCUCUUUCAGGCUGACUAGAGACUGAGUUUGAUGUCGGAGUAAUGAUUGAAACUAAGGGAGCAGUCGAGAGUAUGAAAUCAGAAGAUCCCAAGCAUCAAAUGAAGGUGAAAGUAUCUGGGCAAAAACGAGGAAGAUCGUUGCAGGUGUGAAGGUUAAAGAGAUCUCAGUAAAAGUGCAAGCUCUUCCAGAUGUGCUGACGUUUGCUGCAUCAAUAGCAGAAAUUCCUUUCUACCCACCUCUGGUUUAAAACACAUGAGUGAUACACCCAUGUGAGUACUGCUGUCACAUGGAGCCCAGUGUGUGUUAAAAAAAAAAAUCCUAUUGUAAAAAUGCAGUUUAAGCUGAUCAGUGUGAUGUCAUUUUUUUGUGCCAAGGAGGAAAUUUUGCUUUAUAAAUAAAUCCUAACAAUCCUUAACAUUUAA
This is a messenger RNA of Pygocentrus nattereri (red-bellied piranha), 890 nucleotides long. It is a transcript of the gene pdrg1, whose product is annotated as p53 and DNA-damage regulated 1. Gene Ontology annotation, cellular component: prefoldin complex. The transcript has 5 exons. NCBI's taxonomy places the organism in Eukaryota, Metazoa, Chordata, Actinopteri, Characiformes, Serrasalmidae. Bases 71 to 463 code for a protein of 130 amino acids. The record is from RefSeq and is a predicted model, not a curated record. Gene Ontology annotation, biological process: protein folding.